GGGCCGGGCUACUUCUUUUCGGAUGUGGAAUCUCUUAUCCACACAUCCGUCUGGCACAUGUAAUUGAGGUCCAACUUCGAAUACGACAUUGAAAGGUCAAGGCAAGAGCUAAGGAAAGAGCUAAGGCAAGAACUUACACAAUAGCUCCCAAAGUACAGCAAACAUCCAGAAGAGCUCGAAAAACACCUGCGAGGUAUGCAAACAGAAAACAGACACCGUUCGCUAUCUGUUUCGGUGAUAGCACAUCACGCCGGUUCCAUAGAGAGCGUUUUCCAGUUGAUCACUGUCUGUUGGCUUCCAACGACAUCCGGAGCGGGGAAUGUCUUUGGCCUGGUUCAUGCUGGUCGGGCUGCUGAUCGUCGAGAGAAACACCUUUGGGGCCCUUGCAACCGCAUCCCCGCACUAUGGUCUUCGUAGUGCCCUUCAUAAAACGAUUAAAGCAUCGGACGUGGAGCAUCGAAGAUCACGUCGGAUUAUGCGCAUUACCGGACUAGAUAAAGGUGGCCUAAGCCCCAAAAAGGUGCAACAUGUUGACACAUUGAACACCACCAUUUCGACACCGGAGCGCAAGCAGUACAACAUGUGGCAGGUGCUGAAAGCCGACGGGCAAGCCAACUUCUAUGUACUGUUCUUCACCAUCUACAUCAGCUACCUGGUGUAUGUGCUAUUCUAAGUUGUUAUUUUGUGAGCAAAUUGUUAGGUGAUCGCAUUUCUAUUCUAAAAUUUUUAUAUUUAAUUUCACUGGAAAAAAAUAA
Drosophila rhopaloa is the source of this 755-nucleotide messenger RNA. RefSeq lists its product as uncharacterized. The record is from RefSeq and is a predicted model, not a curated record. NCBI's taxonomy places the organism in Eukaryota, Metazoa, Arthropoda, Insecta, Diptera, Drosophilidae. The transcript has a single exon. The coding region runs from base 320 to 673 and encodes 117 amino acids.